Molecule: messenger RNA, 1449 nt
Organism: Penicillium chermesinum
Lineage: Eukaryota; Fungi; Ascomycota; Eurotiomycetes; Eurotiales; Aspergillaceae
Product: cytochrome P450
Exons: 4
Coding region: 1-1449 (482 amino acids)
Molecular function (GO): monooxygenase activity; heme binding; iron ion binding
Source: RefSeq, a predicted model, not a curated record
AUGCUGGUACGGGCAGUCGGCAGAGCCAUCUACAAUGCAUUCUUUCAUCCGCUCGCUGCCUUUCCGGGGCCGACAUCACAUGCGAUGUCCCGGAUUCCGUACUGCUGGAAGCUGUUACGUGGCACGAUGCCGUACGACAUCUUAUCGCUCCAUGAGAGAUACGGCGAUGUCGUCCGUGUUGCUCCGGACGAGCUGGCUUUCUCGAACUCCGAAGCAUGGAAAGACAUCAUGGGACAUAACCCCGGCGUAGAAGAGUUUGGGAAACUAUCUAACUUUUAUCGCCCGGUAGAAGAAUCACCCGUGAAUAUCGUCAAUGCGGAUCGCAAGGACCAUGGCGUGCUGCGGAAACUGCUUUCCCAUGGGUUUUCAGAGAAAUCACUGCGGGCGCAAGAACCCAUGAUCCAAGUCUAUAUUGAUUUGCUUGUCCAGCGCCUCCAUGAGAACUGCUCGGGGGGUGCAACGGCGCUUGAUUUGACGGCAUGGUAUAACUGGACAACAUUCGACAUCAUUGGAGAUCUCGCCUUUGGCGAGCCUUUUGGCUGUCUCCAGAACUCAGAGUAUCACCCCUAUGUCCAUUUGAUCUUUGAGUCUGCGCGUGCGGGGACCAUUUUCCAGACUAUAGGGUUCUACCCUACCCUGAAGAAGAUCUUCUGGGCUAUGGUGCCGAAGUCUGCAAUGGCACGGUUCGUUAGGCAGACCAAACUGUCUAUGGCUAAGCUCGCAAGGCGGAUGGAGCCCGGUAACGAGCGAUCGGACCUGAUUGAAGGAUUACUGUUGAACAAGGAAGAAUUGAACCUUACCAUUGAAAACCUGCAAUCGAACAGCAACAUCCUUAUCAUGGCUGGCUCCGAAACCACCGCUACACUAUUGGCUGGAGUGACCUACCUUCUCUUGUCCAACCCUGCGGCCCUCAAGAGACUUACCGGGGAAGUUCGGUCGACUUUCGACAAUGAAAGUGAUAUCACCAUGACUUCGGUGAAUCAACUCACGUACAUGCUGGCUUGUUUGAACGAGGCUUUACGCGUGUAUCCACCAGUCCCCACGGGGUUGCCUCGCGUGGUACCGCAAGAGGGCCGCCCAGUCCUUGGACGCUAUAUACCCGGAGAGGUAAAUGUUCCCUUGUACGGUGGUAGCCUUACAUCAUUGGGCCUUAUACCACAACAAAAGCAUUUCACCGAGCCCUACACAUUUUGCCCGGAGCGCUUCUUAGGAGACCCGCGAUUUGCAAAUGAUGAUUAUGAAAUCUUGCAGCCAUUUAAUGUUGGGCCAAGGAACUGCCUUGGACGAAACCUUGCAUACGCUGAGAUGCGGAUGAUCUUAGCCCGGAUAGUCUUCAAUUUUGAUUUGAGCCUUGCAAAGGACAGCGAGGGAUGGAUGGAAAGACAGAAGAUAUUUCUUUUUUGGCAGAAAGGCCCUCUAAAUGUACAUCUCACUCCGGUUGCCAGAUGA